Molecule: messenger RNA, 1737 nt
Organism: Lucilia sericata (common green bottle fly)
Lineage: Eukaryota; Metazoa; Arthropoda; Insecta; Diptera; Calliphoridae
Exons: 3
Coding region: 1-1737 (578 amino acids)
Source: RefSeq, a predicted model, not a curated record
AUGAACACUUCGGUAUUUCAAGACGCUUAUUUAAGACGCAUCGAAACGAUUAUACAACCAGAGGAAAUAAAUAUUCUUGUUGCAAAUGCUUUGAGAUUUAUUGUACAAAAUGUAUUUGCCAAAAUGUCGAAUACUUUUGUCAUUACCAUAUCAUCCGCUGAAGGACCAGUCGAAUUUUGGCUGAAUGAUUUAAUGAGUAAAUUAUUUAUUAGUUGGAGUUUUAUGGCAUUACAACUAGUAGUUCUGGAUGAGAAAACCGAACGUUUGGAAGUUCCCGGAAAACGUUAUUGUAAUCUAAUACUAAUUGAUUCCUACAAAAGUUUAGAGAAAGCUAAUAUAGCGACAUACAAUCAAAAUUCCGAUAGUUUGGAAUAUUACUUUAUAUUUCUACAAAUACCUGAUCAUAAAGCUAAAAGUGAAAUGAGAAGAAUUUUUAAAUAUUGUUUCGAUAAUUAUUGGAUUCAUUGCAACAUAAUGUUGCAGAAUUCAGAGGGGGAAAUACUGAUUUAUACAUAUUUUCCUUUUGAGGCAAACAAUUGCUUUCAAACGGAACCCAAACUGAUUAAUCAAUAUAUGGGUGAACGUUUUGUUAAUGUUGGAAUGUUUCCAGAUAAAUUAAAGAAUUUACAUAAGUGCCCCUUGAAAUUAAGCACCUGGGAGACGGAACCAUUUGUUAUAAAAGCACCAAAUACAAAGUUUCCAAAUAUAUCUGUAUCUGGUUUUGAGAUUCUUACAAUGAUUGCCAUUAGUCAAAAAAUGAAUUUCACCCUGGACAUUGAUUGGAUUUCAACUGAUACUUAUUAUGAAUCAUCAGAGUCUGGUCCAUUGUCAAAGCUUAAGAACCUUGAAACAAACAUUACUAUGGGUUACUUUCGACGUACAGCUGAUCGAGAUAAAAUUGCCACGCCCACCUAUGUCACCUAUUAUAUACCGAUUGCCGCUAUAAUAAUGCGCAAACAAGUUCAACACAUAUCUAUAGGAAUUUUUACAUUUGCUUUCGAUAAAAUGACGUGGAUUUUAAUGAUCAUAUUUUAUGGCAUCAUAGGAGUAAUUCAUAGUGUUAGAAGUAAAAGGGGAACUUUUCAAAUAUUUGAAAUAUUCAUAGGUAUGCCAGCUGCAAAGCUACCUAGGAAAGCAUCGAAAAGAAUACGUAUUGCCACAAUUUUAUUAAGUUCUUUUAUACUACGUUCCAUAUAUCAGUCGUUGCUGUUCUUUCUAUUUCGCACCAAUUUCUAUCAACCAUCACCGAUUAGUUUAAAUGCUUUAGUGGAUGCUGGUUAUAAGGCUGUAUCUACUGAAUUGACAAAAGAAUUUUUACUGUAUGUACCAGAAAUUGAAGAUAAAUCCUUGCCAUUGAUAACACUCAAUACCACAGAUGAAAUGUAUCCCUUGGGUUAUGUGGAUUACUUUCGUAAUGAAAGUUACGUGGCCAUGUCUAUUAUUGAAUUCACCAUACGUUAUGUACGAGAAUACAUGGCCGUUGGGGAGGCCCUUCGUAUUUUACCCAUUAAUGUCAAGGAUCAACAAAUCGGUUUUUACUUAACAAAACAUUCGUAUUUAAGUCGUCAUUUUGACUAUUAUAUUUUGCAUUUUCAUCAAGCUGGCCUCUUGAAUAAGUGGAGAGAAUGGACAAAUGUCUAUUAUCAAGUUACUACGAAACGCUCUACUAGCGUCUAUAGUGGAGAAUUAAUGAUAAGUCUGAAACAUUUGGCGGGAAAACCUGUUUGUUUUGCCUAA